This is a messenger RNA of Fonsecaea pedrosoi CBS 271.37, 654 nucleotides long. RefSeq lists its product as uncharacterized. The record is from RefSeq and is a predicted model, not a curated record. The coding region runs from base 1 to 654 and encodes 217 amino acids. The transcript has 3 exons. NCBI's taxonomy places the organism in Eukaryota, Fungi, Ascomycota, Eurotiomycetes, Chaetothyriales, Herpotrichiellaceae.
AUGGCUGCCAGCCUGCAACGACUACGUGCCUUUACCACCUGCGACAUCGGCGACGCGCUGGUGAAGCUGAAAUACCCGUUUGGGGGAUUCCUCGACGGGAUCAAGAUGUUUUCGCCCACCGAUGCCACGACGACCGUCUUUGGUCCGGCCGUCACGGUCAAGAUGGUCGAGUCGACACAGAAAGCGGCACCGAGCCCUCCACGCCACUUUGUCGACUGCAACGAGCCCGGCAAGAUCAUGUACAUCCAGCAGCCCCGGGGCGCAUACUCGGCGUGCUGGGGCGGGCUGAUGUCGACGCGGGCCAGGCACAUGGGCGCCGCUGGGGUUGUUAUUGAUGGACGGAUGCGUGAUGUGCGAGAGCACCGCGAGCUGGGGUUUCCAGUCUUCGCCCGAACCACCUCCAUCCUCGGCUCGCACACCUUCACGCGCGCCUCCGAGAUCAACGUCCCGCUCCAGUUCCACGACGACCUGUGGAUCCACCCGGGCGACAUCCUGGCCGGGGAUGUUGACGGGGUGGUCGUCGUGCCGCCGUCGUUGGUGGAGCAGGUCGUCGCGCUGUGUCAGGAGCGGGCCGAGAUCGACGAGAAGACGUUUGCGGCGUUGAGGGCGGGCAAGGAGAUGGGGCCGACGAUCAAGAGGCUGCGGAAGGAGUGA